Filobasidium floriforme is the source of this 1110-nucleotide messenger RNA. RefSeq lists its product as uncharacterized. The coding region runs from base 1 to 1110 and encodes 369 amino acids. The transcript is spliced from 2 exons. The record is from RefSeq and is a predicted model, not a curated record. Lineage: Eukaryota; Fungi; Basidiomycota; Tremellomycetes; Filobasidiales; Filobasidiaceae.
AUGAGUGCAGCUGACAGAACAAGCCUCGAUCCUAGUUUCAUAUCAGAGACCACCUCACAUCAAGGGCAUGACACCACGGAAUAUCCUACAAGACAUCUUCACAAUAGCACCGAAGGAUCCAGAUUACACGAUCCUUCCUUAACCCAGAUGCAGUGGACUGAACAGGCUCGUGACCCCAGUCUGUCCCACAGUAUCAACUCUUGGAAAGGUUAUCACACAGUCGGAGUUAGCAGAACAGCCCAUCAAAGCACAAAUGGCCAGUACAGUCAACCGUUCUACACAAGUUCUUCAGGGUAUCUACUCGAAGAGACAGAUCAAGGCAACCUUCUUCAGAGUCCUAGGUUCAGGAACACCUCAGUUCGCCAAGGAGAUUCCUCCAUAGCAGCUCCAAUAACGACUGGCCCAUUCAACCAGACUUGCUAUACAGGUGAUGCAGAAGCUCUCCCACAAGUGCAGUUUCUGGUUCAGCAAGGUAUCUCACCACCAGACUAUCUAGUCCCUGAUAUAAUGCCUGAAGAGACUGAUGGAUCAGGCCAUCAUCGACCUGUUGACCACUGGGAUAAGGGUUAUAACCAGAGUAGCUUUUCACAUGCUUGGCAGUCUACCUUUCAGGAACAGAGUUUACCUUGGCAAAGGGGUCUACAGCAACAGCAAGAUAUUUGGGAAGGGGCAGCCACAGAUACAUGCACAGAUGAUGUGACUUUGCCCAGUAGCAUUAUGCAAGUGAAUGCUCAGGAGGUGACCGGCAAGAUGGUGACUCUGAUGAACCAGAGUGUGAUUCUGCCCAGCCACAUCGGUGAUGAUGCAAUCAGGCAAUUGGACUUUGAUUUCCUGUGGAAUCUGGACCCAAAGAGUGCUGGGAGAGUCAAGUUAGAACUGCAGGCCAACAAGGAUCCACAGCAACUUUUAGACUUUCUGACUGGACUACAGAAAGCUGUUGGAGAAAGAAAGCGAUUUGAUGGCUUUACUAAGAGUCCUGGAAGCUAUUAUAUUUAUGAGUGCUCUGAUGAGCAUUGCAACCGGAUAGUGAUCAGAGCAGGAUCUCAGGAGGGAUAUUGCUCAUAUCACACCAGCAGAGUCAGCCAGCCACGGAAGCGUCGGAAGCAUUGA